Molecule: messenger RNA, 2755 nt
Organism: Abrus precatorius (Indian licorice)
Lineage: Eukaryota; Viridiplantae; Streptophyta; Magnoliopsida; Fabales; Fabaceae
Product: probable cyclic nucleotide-gated ion channel 20, chloroplastic
Exons: 13
Coding region: 270-2477 (735 amino acids)
Biological process (GO): monoatomic ion transport; transmembrane transport
Cellular component (GO): membrane
Molecular function (GO): monoatomic ion channel activity
Source: RefSeq, a predicted model, not a curated record
ACUUCUGUUUCCUCUGUUCACACCACAACUUCUUCGAAGUUCCUUUUACUUAAUCACCACCUUAACCUUUCCUUUCCCCCUCAUUGACCCUUUUGAAUCCUUCCUUAUAUAAGUGAGAGUCUCCUCUUCUUUUUUGCCAUGACCCUAAGGUUUCUUAAAAAAAUUAUGCUUUUGUAUGGUUUCAAAUGGUUGCAUUGUAGCACUGUCAACACUUAGUGGUGAGAGGUUUUGAAUAUAUUGUGAGCUUCAAACAGGGUUGUCAAAAAGGCAUGGAUGGUUUUGAGAAAGAGGAGGUGCUGCUCUUAGAUACUCAUUUCAAACCAUUCAAUGAACCUGUUGAUUCUAAGUUCCAGAGGCAUGUAUCCGGGACAAAAAAUGCAUCGGUUUCUAUUCCCAUGACAUCGUUGGAGCCAAAUGAAAGAGCUACUAAUAUUAUGGGCCACACUGGUCCCCUAAGGAGUCAGAGAAAAACUCCAUCUAAUCAGAUGAGUCGUCCAUUGAAUGUUUCGCAUAGACCUGGAAACCAUUUCUGGGCACCAGAGAACCAAACAGCAGAAAGUAGGACAGAAGUUUUUUCAUGCAGUGGCAUGAAUGAAAAUGAUAUGCAGAAGAACUAUGAUGGCAAGAAUGAACAUUUAGUUAGGUCUGGUCAACUGGGAAUGUGUAACGAUCCGUAUUGUACAAUUUGCCCAACUUACAUCAAGCCUACUCAACAAAGCAAUUCAAAAGCUUCGGGUAUAUUCAAUACUAAGUUUCACAAUGCCACUAAGGGGGAUGCCAAGGAUUGGGCAAGAACUACUAGAGUUGUGAAUCCUCAUACUAAACUUGUAAAACAAUGGAAUAAAAUCCUUGCAAUUUGUUGCUUAGUAGCAAUUUUUGUGGAUCCAUUAUUUUUCUUCUUGCUCUCUGUGCACAAGGAAAAUAAAUGUAUUGUCAUAAACUCGACUAUGACAACAAUGCUUGUUGUACUUAGAAGCAUAAAUGAUUCCAUACACUUCCUAAACAUUAUUCUUCAGUUUAGGUUGGCUUAUGUGGCUCCCGAGUCUCUGGUGGUUGGUGCAGGGGAGUUAGUCGAUGAUCCUAAAAAAAUAGCUUUUCACUACCUACAAACAUCUUUUAUUGUUGACUUAUUUGUUGUACUUCCACUUCCUCAGAUAUUAAUAUUGUUUCUCCUACCAAAACACUUGAGGCCAUCAGGAGCAAACUAUGCAAAGAAUUUUUUGCGUAUCGCAAUCCUUGUUCAGUAUAUUCCCAGAUUGUGUUGGUUUCUUCCUAUGCUUAUUUCUCCAACCAGAUUCAUAUUUGAGUCACCAUGGGCAAGCUUCUUUAUAAAUCUUUGUACCUUUAUGCUAUCUGGCCAUUCUGUUGGGUCAUGGUGGUAUCUCUUUGGUUUGCAGAGGGUCAAUCAAUGUUUACGAGAUGCUUGCAGCAAAACAUACUUUGAUGAAUGCGCAAAAUUCAUUGAUUGUGGGCAUGGACCAACUGAAGAAUAUCAUAAUUACACAAAAAAUGUGUCUAACUGGAGGAACAGUUCUGAUGCAAGUGCUUGUUUUACUGAGGAUGGUUUUAAGUAUGGGAUCUAUCUGAAAGCUGUCAACCUUACUACAGAUCAUAAUGUUUUCACCAGAUAUGUAUAUUCAUCAUUCUGGGGAUUCCAGCAAAUUAGUACUCUGGCUGGCAAUUUAAGCCCCAGCUAUUUUGUUUGGGAAGUUGUUUUUACCAUGGUCAUAAUAGGAUCAGGGCUUUUGCUGUUUGCUCUUCUCAUUGGAAACAUACAGAACUUUCUUCAGGCUCUUGGACGCAGGAGUCUAGAAAUGUCACUUAGACAACGCGAUGUUGAGCAAUGGAUGAGCCAUCGACGCUUACCAGAAGAUCUGAGAAGGAGAGUGAGACAAGCUGAACGUUAUAACUGGGCUGCAACAAGAGGGGUGAAUGAAGGAAUGCUCUUGGAGAAUUUGCCAGAAGACCUCCAGAGGGACAUUAGACGUCAUCGCUUUACAUUUGUUAAGAAAGUUCAAAUUUUCGCCUUGUUGGAUGAGCGUAUCUUGGAUGCCAUCUGUGAGAGGCUAAGACAAAAAACAUAUAUCAAAGGAAGCAAAAUUUUGUAUGCUGGUGGUCUGGUAGAAAAGGUGGUUUUUAUUGUGCGCGGACAAUUGGAGAGCAUUGGCGAAGAUGGAAUUAGUGCUCCCCUAUCUGAAGGGAGUGUUUGUGGGGAAGAACUUCUCACACGGUGCCUUGAGCAUCCUUUAGGAAACCAAGGUUGUGGAAAAGAAAGGAUUCCAACACAAGGGCUGGUUAGUAACCGAUCAGUAUGUUGCUUAACAAAUGUGGAUGCAUUUUCCCUUAGAGCAGAAGACCUUGAAGAUGUUACAAGACUUUUUGCAAGAAUCUUCCGGAAGGAAAGUAGCACCUUACUGGAGACGCUUUGCAGCAACGAGGAUCCAGGUUGCAAGGAAAUACAGGAAGAAACGUCUUAGUCGUGUUGGCACUUCACAAUCCAAUGAAACUUCAAAGAUCUAGAUUUUACUGUAAUAUAUAUUAGCCAUAAUAUGUAUGGAUAUAGCUACAAAAUAUUGUAUAUUCACUAGUUUGUGUUGUGAGUUGUGAGCAGCAAGUUACUUAUUUUCUUUCUAUUAAUAAUAUUAUUUAAAAAUAUAUAGUUUAGAAGUUUUAAGUUAUAAUUAAGUAAUUAAAGAUAUCAUUUUGCACUAAUAAGUCAGUUUUUUAACACUUUUAAUUUAAUCAAUUAAUUUAU